Molecule: messenger RNA, 2053 nt
Organism: Tachyglossus aculeatus (Australian echidna)
Lineage: Eukaryota; Metazoa; Chordata; Mammalia; Monotremata; Tachyglossidae
Gene: CPN2
Product: carboxypeptidase N subunit 2
Exons: 2
Coding region: 80-1720 (546 amino acids)
Cellular component (GO): plasma membrane
Molecular function (GO): protein binding
Source: RefSeq, a predicted model, not a curated record
CAUUGGCGUUUGAGGGGGUCUCGCACGUUCUGGGAAGCUCCAUCUGCUUGGCCUGGGUCAUUCCUACCGGUUUAGGAGAAUGUUUCCUAGCAUCCUGCUGCUUUUUCUUCACCUGAUGGGCCAGGCAAAGGUCACUCAGCCCUGCCCCGAGGCUUGUAUCUGCUUCGAUGAGACGGUUUUCUGCUCUGAUAAGGAAAUAGCCUACAUCCCCCGAAACAUUCCACCAGGGACCUUGGAAAUCAUCUUUGUGGAAACCCCCAUAUGUGAGGUGGAGACCAGGGCCUUCAGCCACUGCAGCUCUCUAUCCAAAGUGGUCUUCCUCAACACCAGACUCAAGACCCUAGAACGGGAUGCAUUUGGCGGUCUGCCCAAACUUAGAGACCUAGAAAUCACGGGCAGCCCACUUGGUGGCCUGAGAGCUCAGGCCUUCUCCGACCUGACCAGACUCAGCAAACUCACUGUCAACUUCAAUUCCCUCACAAGUCUGGAAGUGGGGACCUUCGAUGGGAUGGGAACCUUGGAGGAACUUCACUUGAAAGGGAACAGAUUUCAAAAUCUGACGGAAGGGGUUUUCCACCCCCUGACCUACCUGAAGACCCUCAACCUAGCUCAGAACAGGCUAGCCCUGGUCCCUGAGAAACUUUUCGAGCCCCUCGUUCACCUCCGGAUCCUGAAGCUGAGCGACAACAAUAUCUCCACCCUUCCCCAAUGUGUGUUUUGGACUCUAACACACCUCGAGGAGCUCUUCCUGGAUGGCAAUGGGAUCCUGGAGCUUUCUCCCGAUAUCUUCUCGAGGCUAUCCCAGCUGCAACACCUGUGGCUGCAGAACAACUCCAUCGCCCACCUCCCUUCCUCCAUCUUCUCCUCGCUGGGGACCCUCACCUUCCUCAACCUGGAAAGGAACCAGCUCCAGCAGGUCCCCGCCGGCCUCCUGGGUCAGACCCUCAGCCUGGAAAGGCUGUCUCUGUCCCACAACCGGCUGAAGACCCUCGACGAGGAGACAUUCCGAAACCUCUCCAAACUCAGCACCAUCGAGCUGUCCCAUAACCUCCUCUCCGCCCUCCCAGCUGGCAUCUUUCAGGACCUGACCGGUGUCACUGAGCUCUACCUGGGCAGCAACAACCUGACGUCCUUGCACCGGGACCUUUUUCAAAAUCUGAGCAGGCUGGGGAAGCUCAGCCUCCCCAACAACCGGCUGGAGACACUCCCAGAGGGAAUCUUCGACUCUAAUUCCAAACUGUUCAACCUCGCCCUCGGAGGCAAUCCUUGGGCCUGUGACUGUCACCUGGCCUACCUUUCAGACUACCUCCAGAUGUUUAUGGAUGGGAUGGUGGAUGGCCAAACCUACUGCGACAGCCCCGCCCACCUCAAUGGCUCAGAUCUUUUGAGGCUCCGACUGGAUCAGCUGGUGUGUCCGCUAACCCCGGGUGAGGCCCGACUCCAUUUUUCCCAGUCGGAGAAGCAGGAACUGGGCGGCCCCUGGGAUCCAACUAUUGGGGACAAAGCCCCCGGCUCCUGCACCUACAGAAACCCCGAGGGGACCGUCAUCCUGUCCUGCGACCGAUCGACGUGCCGUUGGUUGAGCCUUCACUUGCCCCCCAGGAAGGAUUCUGGCUCUCCUGGGCUGGCUUACAAUUCUAGCCAGGAUUGGGUUUUGGAUUCGAAUUGUGGUUCGGUCCGACUCACUGUAGCUGUCGAUGCCUUGGGAGGAGAAGGGUAGAUGAGGUCAUUGGUUACCCUCGCGCUUAUCAAUUCAGGAUAUGAACCCAGAUGGUGUCCCUGAAGGUCAAGAGAUAGAAAUCCAUCGGGGGCUUCCUGGCUGAAGAAAUCACACCUUCCUCUAGGGUGGAGGUGUCGACUCAAGCCGAUGUUCCCCUCUCUCCUUGGGCCUGAAUUGUUCAUGGCCUGCCUCUCUGACUCCGGUGGCUUCCCGCUUUCUUGCCCUUAGCAGUCUUUCCAAUACCGGCACUGGUUUGGAGCCUUCCUUAGUUUCUGGGGAAUGGCUGUCAAUGUUGUAUCCACGACCAGUAAACACAGAGGAUAUCAAAAGCCA